AUGGUGCUCAUGGAUAUCGACCCUGUGCGUCGCAAUAGUACUACUACUAGUACUGGAGUGAAGGAGGAACACAAGAGACCAGUGGCGGUACGACGAGGAGUGGAUUCGUAUCAUCGAACCUCUUCCACACGAUUGCGUUCGAAUCUGUUACGCAAGUUGGGAAUCCCACCGUCGUCGACUGCUUUGCGAGUCCAGCAGCAGCAACAACAAAGGAUACCCUCCGCCAAGUCGCUCUUGGGCAAUGAGGUGCAACGACUGCCACUCAAGACAGACGAUCAAAGCGAAAAUGGCAACAGCAACAGCAAGGACAAGGUUUACGAUGCACUGAGUAGUUCGUCUCUUCUCAUGCCAACCUGCUGGUCUCAGCACCAACACCACCAGCCUACUACUACCCACCACAGACCAGCUACUACUGAUAGUACUACUAGCGAUGAUAGUCACAGAAGAAACGUCCACUUUGACCCGCAAGUAAGCGUGGUUUCGAUUCCCCACCGCCACGAGUAUUCCACACGGACGCGGAAAUUUCUCUGGGAAUCACCAGACCAAAUGCACAUCAAUAUUGUCCGCAACACACUCGAGUUUCGCGCCGAUGGAUGGGAUUGGCAUACCGUCUUGGAGGAAGAAGAACAUUAUUACUGUCCACUGGCGCAAGAGUAUAUUCAUCCCAUUCACAUGGAAAUUGUCGACAUGACACCGGAAGAACAGGCAUCCUUGGUGCCGUCGACAUAUGUCAAUCCUGCGCAAAGUUUAUUGGAAAACGUUACCAAUCCUACUACAGCAAAUGCGAGUGUGAGUCUCUCGUCACAACCAACGCUGCAACUGUAA
Molecule: messenger RNA, 825 nt
Organism: Seminavis robusta
Lineage: Eukaryota; Bacillariophyta; Bacillariophyceae; Naviculales; Naviculaceae
Source: the annotation of a GenBank genome assembly